Molecule: messenger RNA, 1908 nt
Organism: Ramularia collo-cygni
Lineage: Eukaryota; Fungi; Ascomycota; Dothideomycetes; Mycosphaerellales; Mycosphaerellaceae
Product: probable Nuclear protein localization protein 4
Exons: 4
Coding region: 1-1908 (635 amino acids)
Biological process (GO): ubiquitin-dependent protein catabolic process
Cellular component (GO): nucleus
Molecular function (GO): ubiquitin protein ligase binding; ubiquitin binding
Source: RefSeq, a predicted model, not a curated record
AUGAUGAUCCUCCGAUUCCAGUCGAAAAAUGGGCAAUUCCGCCUUCAAGUCGAGCCCAACACGGAAAUCCCCACCAUCCUGCCCGCGGUGCUCGAAAAGCUGCCGGCGGACACGAUUCCCAGCUCCGUGACCAUCAGUCCCAAGCCGACGGGAGGCGAAGCGCGGCCGAUUGAUUCAUUAAAGGCCGUCACCUUUGCACGUCUCGGUCUCACACACGGCACACAAAUCUACCUCGAUUACUCCCAACAAGCCGCCACCGCCACAAACGGACAUUCUGUCGCCGCCAACAAACUCAGCGGAAAUGCCGUCAAGGCGGAAGAGCUGGCCACGAGCGUCAAGAUCCCCAUCAGCGCCACCGCACCCAAGCUGAUCAAGAAUCCCUGGGAGUCGGUCAAACAAUCCGCCCUGGAUGAGCGGUUGGAUCAGCAGGAUGGUAAAAUCAAGAGGAAGCGCAAUGAAAUGAUGUGCUCGCACGGAGCAAAGGGCAUGUGCGACCACUGCAGUCCCCUCGAGCCCUACGACAAGACCUACCUUGAUGACAACAAGAUCAAGCACCUCUCAUACCACGCAUACCYCCGAAAGGUCAACCAGGGCAAAAACAAGUACCAAUCCGGCAGCUCGUACAUGCCACCCCUCACCGAACCAUACUUCCGUGUCAACCCCAAUUGCCCCUCCGGACACGAGCCCUUUCCCGCCGGAAUUUGCACCAAAUGCCAGCCAUCGGCCAUCAGUCUGCAACCGCAGGAAUAUCGAAUGGUCGAUCACGUCGAAUUCGCGCAGUCGGAGAUUGUCAACAAAUUCCUCAACUUCUACAGAGCGGGUGGCGCGCAGCGGAUAGGCUAUCUCUACGGACACUACGAGGCGUAUGAUCUGGUUCCCUUGGGAACAAAGGCGGUGGUCGAGUCCAUCUAUGAGCCGCCACAGGACGAUGAGGUGGAUGGUGUGACCUUGGGCGAUUGGGAGAAGGAGGAGGAAAUCGACAAGAUCGCCGAGUCGUGCGGUCUACAACGUGUGGGCGUCAUCUUCACCGACCUCGUCCGACCGGAAGACCCCGAACAAGGCGACGCCGUCUGCAAACGCCACAUCGACUCCUACUUCCUGUCUUCAUUAGAGAUUGUGUUUGCCGCACGCUACCAAGCCAGAUAUCCGCGCCCAUCAAAAUGGAGUGAAACGGGACAAUUCGGCAGCAACUUUGUCACAUGCGUCAUAUCCGGCGACGAUACCCGCGCCAUCGCAAUCUCGGCCUACCAAGCCUCCAACGCAGCAGUGGAGAUGUGUGUGGCGGACAUUGUUGAGCCCUCUGCAGAGCYCAGUGUGAUGUUGGUGCAGGAUGAGGAGGAGGUGGAUGCGCUGGGGAGGAAGCGAUACAUCCCAGAAGUCUUCUACCGAAAGGUCAACGAGUAUGGUCGGAAUGUUCAGGAGAACGCCAAGCCCUCGUUCCCUGUGGAGUACCUUUUGGUGACUCUCACCCAUGGCUUUCCAAACGAGAGCUCACCYAAAUUCGCCAAGCUCGACUUCGCCAUUGAGAACCGCGACGCAUUGGGCGAGCUUCAGGAGACGCGGGAUUUACAGAAGCUGCUCAAAGCCGGCGCGAAUCGCAUCGCCCUGGAUACCCCGCAAGGUGUGGUGGCAGUCUCGGAUUUUCAUCUACUCUGCUACGUGCACUCACUGGGAAUCUUAUCAGACGACGAAAUGAAACUCCUCUGUCAGACGGCGGUGGCCAAGGACGUGGCCAUGGGCGCGGCGUUGAUGCAUACUCCAGGCUGGUUGACGCUGGUGGCCUUGUUGGAGGAAUUCAAGGAUCGGCCUGUGAAGCGGUUCAGCGAGGACUCGUCGACGGCUUCUCUGGUCAAGAGGGUGCGAGGAGUGGAUUUGGGUGCUGGUCCCGGUGCGGCGAAUGGGAGAUGA